Messenger RNA from Penicillium canescens, 1470 nucleotides. Its product is annotated as cytochrome P450. The record is from RefSeq and is a predicted model, not a curated record. Gene Ontology annotation, molecular function: oxidoreductase activity, acting on paired donors, with incorporation or reduction of molecular oxygen; monooxygenase activity; heme binding. The transcript is spliced from 3 exons. NCBI's taxonomy places the organism in Eukaryota, Fungi, Ascomycota, Eurotiomycetes, Eurotiales, Aspergillaceae. Bases 1 to 1470 code for a protein of 489 amino acids.
AUGCCAUCCCACAACGCUCAUAUCCAGUUUGAGAAAUGGGCACGGGAGUACGGCCCGAUAUAUAGUCUCAUUCUAGGCACCAAGUGUCUGAUUGUACUCUCGAGCGACGAGGCAGUCAAAGAACUUCUCGAUAAACGAAGCGGUCUAUACUCACAUCGACCGGAGAUGUAUAUUGGUCAGACAUUGUGCAGUGGCAACUUGAGACUCUUGAUGAUGUUUUACGGGCCAACAUGGCGUGGGUUCCGCAAAAUGGUCCACGGUUUGCUUAAUGUAACCACCUCCAAGAAAUACGUACCGUAUCAGAUGCUAGAGAACCGACAGAUGCUAUAUGAGCUCCUCACACAACCCCAAGGAUUCCUCAAACACAUUCGUCGAUACUCCAAUGCCCUCACAACCACGAUGGUCUUUGGAUGGCGCACACCUACAUACGAGGACGAGAAGAUCGUUCAACUUUUCAACGGCUUCUCUGAAUUCGCAGAAAUCAAUCAAACUGGGACAGCUGCAAUCAUUGACUUCUUCCCAUGGUUGCGAUACCUUCCCGACUUCCUACUCCCAACACAAAGGAAAGCGAAGGAGCUUCAUAAGCACGAAAAAGCGUUAUACCUGGGUCACUGGCUACAAGCUAAAGAACAGAUUCGACAAAACACAAUAAAUCCAUGCUUCUGUGCGGGAAUGUACGAGGCACAAAAACAAGAUGAAUUUAGCGACGACCAGGCCGCUUACAUCUCAGGAACCCUCCUUGAAGCCGGCUCAGACACCACAUCAAGUACACUGUACGCCUUUGUACAAGCAAUGCUCCUAUUCCCCGAUGUCCAACGGAAGGCCCAAAAUGAAAUCGAAAGAUUCGUCGGACCAAACCGCCUGCCUGUCAUGGAAGAUCUCUCUGAGCUGCAUUACGUACGAGCUUGUAUGAAAGAAACAGUCCGAUGGAUGCCAACAACCAUACUCGGAGCCGUUCCACAUGCAGUAACCCAGGAUGAUGAAUACAAGGGUUACUUUAUCCCCAAGGGAGCCGGAGUCCUGAACAAUGUCUGGGGUAUCCACAUGGAUCCAAAGCGCCACCCCAACCCGCGAACAUUCAAUCCGGAUCGGUACUAUGAAGACCGCCAGAGUUUCAGCGAUGCAGCAGCCAACCCGGAUCCCUCAAAGCGGGAUGUAUUCACCUUCGGUGCAGGGCGGCGUAUCUGUCCAGGAAUCCAUGUUGCCGAGCGUAGCCUGUUUCUUGGCAUUUCGCGGAUCUUAUGGGCUUUCGAUAUUGCGCCUGAGGUGGAUAGUAAGGGGAGUCCGAUCUUACCUGAUCCGGAUCGGUUGACGCAGGGGUUUGUGUGUAUGCCUGAGGAGUUCCCGGCGAAGAUUACUGCAAGAUCGAAAGAGAGGGCGGAGCUGGUUGUUCGUGAGUGGAGGGAUGCGGAGAGGGAGUGUUUGGACCCCAAGACGGGACAGUGGAUGCAGUCCCCUGUUUCUGCGUAA